UGAAACUAGAAACUUCUCCUGGCUACAGUGUGUUGUAGAUGUCUGCCCCAAAACCAUGUAUUCAGCAAGGACUUGUAAUAUGUAGAAGUAAGUAAGGGCAUUUUAUAUGUAGAAGGCACAUAUGCUGAAGUAAUCCGUGGUGUAAUUUAUGUAAAACAGACUUAUUUAAGAUUAAAUUGGAUGUCUUCUUAAAAUGGCUACAGUUUUAGGGCAGUUUAUGGAGUUUCACCCAAUUCACGGUGCCAACGUGAAACUGGACUGCUGUGGGACUAAGGCCACUCGUGUUGAAAGCUUUGCUAAUGGAAUCUGCUUUAGUAAACAUCCUUUAAACCCUGGAGAGAUUUUCUUGGUGGAAAUCGAGGACAAGGAAAUAGGCUGGUGUGGCCACCUCAGGAUUGGACUAACAGCACAAGAUCCUCAAAAGCUGGAGACAGUUCCUGAGUAUUCCCUGCCUGACCUGGUGGACCAAGGAGGAAGCUGGGUGUUUGCCAUAACCAGAAAUCAUAACAAAGUUAUUGAUGAAGAAGUUCAGGAAGCCCAAGAAGCAGGUGGGCAGCAAGCAGAUGGGAAUGAGGGUGGCAAUGUUAAAAUGUUUUUCACUGAAAGUUACUUGUAUAUAGAAAAUGUGUGCAUACCAAAGGACAAGUUGGUGGGACGUAGUCGGCCUGGACGAUUUAGUCACAUCCUGGAUGAUCUGUAUAAAAUAAAUGCUUUGCCACCCACUGCCAGGCGCAGUCGGAUAGGAGUUUUGUUUGUGCCAAAAAGACAAGGUUUUGCUGAUAUGCAUAUUGUCAUCAAUGGUGAAGACAUGGGUGCAAGUGCCAAAGGAAUUCCCACCAGUGAGCCUCUCUAUGCUGUUGUGGAUGUAUUUGCUGCUACUAAAAGUGUCAGAAUUAUACAAGUGGAAUAUGGCCUUCCCUCACUGCAGACACUUUGUCGAAAAACUAUUCAGAAGCACAUCAUUCACAGAAUGGCUUUGGACUGGUUAGAGCUCCCAGAGAUGCUAAAACAUUACUGUAAAUUUGAGUAACAAAGUCCUGGGAGAACUGGAAAUGCUCUGACAGCAAAAUAGUUUACACACUCUGAACAGUGUUGGAUUAUAACAUCUGUUUAACAAGUUAAACAGUUAUAUAUACGUAAGAAAUUAUUAUUAUUUAUUGUUUAACCACCUUUAAUUCUUCCAUGUUCAUCUUGAAUAAACUGAGGCUAUAGUAUCCCUAUUCUAAGACAUUUUUGACCUUUAAAGUGUGCUGCAUGUCAGUAAAAUAUCAGUACAUUGAUUUAAUGUAGAAAGCAUGGCUUACCUUACCUUACAUUACAUAUUUUACAAAUUAAUAAAAACAAACCAACAAACCAACCAUAUACAGUAUCUCACAAAAGUGAGUACAUCCCUCACAUUUUU
Messenger RNA from Hemibagrus wyckioides, 1402 nucleotides. RefSeq names its product neuralized E3 ubiquitin protein ligase 2 (gene neurl2). The transcript is spliced from 2 exons. The coding region runs from base 194 to 1030 and encodes 278 amino acids. NCBI's taxonomy places the organism in Eukaryota, Metazoa, Chordata, Actinopteri, Siluriformes, Bagridae. Gene Ontology annotation, molecular function: ubiquitin protein ligase activity. The record is from RefSeq and is a predicted model, not a curated record. Gene Ontology annotation, biological process: intracellular signal transduction.